AUGUCUCGGUAUCCAGCAACGUCGGAUCAUCUUUCCGAUAUCCUGGAUCUUCAUCCCGAUACAGAGAGACGGUGUGCGGGGUAUGCGCCCUCACAAGGUCGACGCUGUCACAACCCCAUAAAUGCCGCAAACCGAACUUCGGCCGUGCAUCUACUUGAUGAAGGCAGUCGAAGAAUGAAAAGGGGCGAAGACCUCAGCGACCUCCUGAUAGAUCUGGCGUCGCUUGUUCUCUGUCGUCAUGUUCAUCAGAAAGGUCAGCGGAGUCAGGUCCCUGGGCUUGUCAAGAAGUGGCAGGGUCGAAUCCUGGGUGUCACUGAGAAUCUAGAUAACGUGGAAACUAUUUAUGGUGGACGGGAGGUGAAGCAUGUGGACAUUCGCGGAGAGACAAAUGAACUGGAGACAUCGAGGAGAGUGGAAAGAUUCUCAUUGUCUUCAAGACUUCAGCCUAGCUGGCAUGGGAACCUGCUUCUCCAAGUUGAUGUGGAGGCUUCAAGAUCCAGCAAGCUCGAGGUCGAUCGGCGGGCUCGGCCGUCUGGCUCAAAUCAGGGUAAUACUCGUAGGGCAAGGGUGUCAUCGGCCGGAGUGUCUGGCGCUAUCACCACAACCUCUUCACAGCAUGCAGCGUCAAUCACUGAACAGCCUAGGUCAUUCACUGCUCCUGCACCGACCCUUCGUGCUUCUACUCCAUCCUCACCUUCAAGCUCUUCCCCAUCAAGGCCUUCAAGGCCAUCACCUCUGACUCUUUCAACUUCGAAUUCUUCACCUACUACUUCCGCCCCGAUGGUCAAUCCUCGUGCUACUAUCGCUCCAGCUUCUAGCUCUCGCGCUCCAGUGACUACAUCGAUGUCAACUUCUACCUCGACUUCCACGUCCACUUCAACUUCCAUCGCCUCGCCUACAAGCGCCAGAUCAAGUCCAAGUUGUGCCACCACCUCUAUCUCUGCGGCUUCUUCUCGCGUGCCAGUUCGUUCACGCUCGGACACCACCUCCACUACCACUACUGUCACCAUCACAGGCGUUACCUUGAGCAGGACUAUCACACCAUCGAACUCCAGCUCCGCAAGUACUGCUGCCCCCACAACCUCCGCCUCGUCUCCAAGAGAUCCUGUGAACAAUGUUGAGCCAGAGGCCUCAGCUUCAGAUCCUACAAGUGCUGCUGCGCGUCCCAGAGCAGCCUCGAUUACUGCUUCUUCAACCUCAGUUCCUACUGCUUUAGCCUCUACAACGACCGCUAGGAUGACUUCUGAAGCCUCUUCUACGUCUGAUCCUACAUAUGCCCCCACAGCUACUCCUACAGACACAAUCCAAACAGCAAACCCAACCGCAAACGCCACUCCCGAACCAACCACAACCACAUCUCAACCUGAAACCUCAUCUUCUGCCGUCGCCUUACAACCUCCCCACUCUUCCUCCUCAACAUUCUCAUCAACACCAACCGUCUUAUCCCCUCCUCCAUUCGUUCCAAACACCCCUUACACUCCGACCCGCCAACCCAUCACAGGUGACUGCUCCAUCUGCUACGAGCCCCUCCUUCCCGACUCUCCUUUCACGACCCCCCGUCAGGCAGCUCGAGACCUCUCUAUCGUCUACUGCAAGCAGCAGUGUGGCACGAACUUCCACUUCAGCUGCCUGUUCACAUGGAAGAAGUCGGCGUCGCAGAUGAACCGGGAGCCGACUUGUCCUAUGUGUCGCGCCGCCUGGCCCUGA
Aspergillus brunneoviolaceus CBS 621.78 is the source of this 1707-nucleotide messenger RNA. RefSeq lists its product as uncharacterized. Bases 1 to 1707 code for a protein of 568 amino acids. NCBI's taxonomy places the organism in Eukaryota, Fungi, Ascomycota, Eurotiomycetes, Eurotiales, Aspergillaceae. The record is from RefSeq and is a predicted model, not a curated record. The transcript has a single exon. Gene Ontology annotation, molecular function: ubiquitin protein ligase activity.